Hyaloscypha bicolor E is the source of this 1689-nucleotide messenger RNA. RefSeq names its product DUF580-domain-containing protein. The coding region runs from base 1 to 1689 and encodes 562 amino acids. Gene Ontology annotation, biological process: transmembrane transport. Gene Ontology annotation, molecular function: transmembrane transporter activity. Gene Ontology annotation, cellular component: plasma membrane. The record is from RefSeq and is a predicted model, not a curated record. The transcript has 4 exons. Lineage: Eukaryota; Fungi; Ascomycota; Leotiomycetes; Helotiales; Hyaloscyphaceae.
AUGGCGUACAAUCAACCUCAACAUGGAGGCGCCGCAGACGCGUAUUAUCAGGAAGGCCACCAGGAUAUUGGCGCACAGCAGCAGGGACAAUACCAGCAGCAGCCGUACGGUUAUGCUGUAGCGCAAGGGGGGAGUUUUCAUUCUCCACUUCCUCAGCAACCUCAAUACCAGCAGCAAGCUCCCCCACCACAGCAGUACCAACAGCAAGCCCCUCCACCGCAGCAAUACCCUCAACGACCUCCCCAUUAUGGCAAACAACCAGACACCGGCAAUGGCGAGAAGAUGGGCUUCGAUCAGACGUUCACAAUCGAUCGGCCAAAAUACAAUGACGUAUGGGCUUCGGUGCUUUUUAUCUUGACAUUUUGUGGAUUCACUGCGGUCUCGGUUUUGUCAAUUCGUGGCUAUGCAACUACAAAUCAGGGGAGUGGGAUCUAUAACGGUGGCUCUGCAAACAGCGUUGCGUUGAAUAGCAAUACUAUCAUUCUCUUUGCUUUCAUCCUAGCGGUAGCAUUUUGCUUCUCGUUCGCAUACUUCUGGAUUAUUCGCGCGUUUACGAAGCAAGCCAUCUGGAUCACUGGUAUCCUUCAAAUCGUCCUUGGCAUUGGCACAGCGGUCGUAUACUUCGCCAGACAUUACUACAGCGCAGCCAUUGUCUUCCUCAUCUUCUCGGUUUUCUACAUAAUCUGCUUUAUCAGCUGGAUCCCACGAAUACCCUUUUCGGUCCUGAUGCUCCAGACCGUGAUUGAUGUCGCCAAGAACUAUGGACAUGUCUUCAUUGUCUCGUUGGUGGGUGGGCUCGUGGCGACUGCGUAUGCAGCAUGGUUUUCCGUGACAUUAGUUGCGGUAUAUGCGAAAUACUACCCAGGGCAACCCGGCUGUGAUGCCAGUGGCGGUAGCUGCAGCAAGGGCAAGGUCAUUGGACUUCUGGUCUUCAUCACCUUCGCCUCAUACUGGAUCUCAGAAGUCAUCAAGAACGUGAUGCAUUGCACUAUCUCAGGUGUCUAUGGCUCGUGGUACUUCUGCGCCAACAAGCCAAGCGGAUUCCCGAAAGGAGCAACUCGAGGAGCUUUCAAGCGUUCAAUGACCUACAGUUUUGGCAGUAUCAGCUUUGGAAGCUUGAUCGUUGCCAUUAUCCAAUUCCUCCGCCAGGCAUGCUCGAUUGCCCAACAAAAUGAGGCAGCGCAAGGAAACCUCAUGGGCCAAAUCUUCUUUUGCAUCUUGGGAUGCUUCAUCGGUCUUCUUGAUUGGGCUGUUCAAUUCAUCAACGAAUAUGCUUUCUCCUACAUUGCCCUGUACGGGAAGGCAUAUAUACCAGCCGCUAAGACAACCUGGACAAUGAUGAGGGACCGUGGCAUUGAUGCUCUCGUCAACGAAUGUCUCAUCAAUCCCGUCCUCACCAUGGGCGCCGUCUUCGUUGCCUACGUUUGCUCUUUCCUCGCCUAUCUCUACGUCUCCUUCACCAAGCCCGCCUACAACGACGGCGACGCCUUCACCGCCGUAAUUAUGGCCUUCGCCUUCCUUGUCGGCCUCCAGAUCGCCAAUAUCUUCUUGGUGCCGAUCAAGAGUGGUGUGGCUACGUUCUUUGUCGCCAUGGCGUUCGAUCCGCAGGUUUUGAUUCAAGAGUUUCCGGAUUUGUGGCAGAGGUUGGUGCAGGUCUACCCGCAUGUGCAGAUUGCGGUUCAUGCUUAG